Molecule: messenger RNA, 2096 nt
Organism: Vitis riparia (riverbank grape)
Lineage: Eukaryota; Viridiplantae; Streptophyta; Magnoliopsida; Vitales; Vitaceae
Exons: 8
Coding region: 217-1347 (376 amino acids)
Source: RefSeq, a predicted model, not a curated record
UCCAAGUUUCAACAUGGUGUAAUUGGAAUUUCAGUCCCACGAGACUCACGACACCCAUGGCAUGCAACACCGAAAACCACAAUGCUCUUCAUAUGAAAACGAUUUCUGUAACCGCCUUCUCCAUUUAAAGCUCGGGCAUUCCGCUCUUCUCUUCGCGUCUAACCCCUUGGCCUUUGGCCGCAUCCCUCCGUCCAAGGUCACAGGUCACAGGUCAGCAUGGACGGGCAUGAGCAUCUACCUUUUAAAGUUGGGCAAUUAGCUGAAGCUAAAUCUUUUCUUCAAGGUUAUCGUGGUGCAUGGUUCCGAUGCAAGAUAAAGGAGAUCAGUUUAAGAAAAGGUCAUAUUGGCCAUGUCUUGGAAUUUAUUGAUUUUCCUGAUGAAAAAUUAAAUUGGACAAAGUUAUAUCAGAAACCCCCAGUUUCUAAGAGCAAGUUGAAGGAGAAAAAGAGGGAAUUGAUGGUACGUCCUUGCUUUCCAUCCAUCUAUCAUGUAAGUCAAAAGCCAGACAUCAAUACGAUUGCAAAAGUGAUGGUUUUAGUCAAUGAUGUCUGGAAGGUGGGGGACGAGGUAGAUUGGUGGACUGAUGGUUGUUAUUGGUCUGGAAGAGUGACACAACUAUUGGGUUAUGACAAAGUUAGGAUUGACUUGCUGCCGCCUCCUGAUGGUGAAGGCUUGUCAUAUGAAGUUUUCUGCAACGACCUACGACCAUCUUUAGAUUGGUCUCCAUCAUAUGGUUGGAGAGUACCCAUUCCUACGGAGAGUGAAACUGGCCGCUGUUGUGCUCGAUUAGUUAAGCCAGUGUAUUACGUUCCUGCUGAAAGUGAAGGAAGAACAGAUUCACAGGGUAGGGCUGGGUCAUCACUUGAGUGCAACCCAUCCUUCUCUUCUCAUAUUUCAGAUUACUCGUCGCCACCUCCUGAUGGAUCAGAGCAUUCUCCAGAAAAGGAAAUGACUGAGCAACCUCUGAACAUUGCUGACUCCAGAAAGAGGAAGCAGACACUCAAAACAAAAAUGGACCUGCACAAAGGGGAUGUGGGCAUUAGAAAAACCAGUUCCUCAGAUAGUGUUUCAAGUUCACACGUUGGAGAUACUUCAGAAGAAAUGACCAUUGGUGGAAUAGACCGAUGCAGUAAUAGUGGGUCCUCAAAAAAGAUGGGAACUGAUGGAAGCAUUGCUUUGAAUUCCAUGCACUCUGACACACUAGAUGCUGCAAUUUUGGAUCUGGAGGAACUUGCAAACAAGGUUAAAUGGGUUAAGGGCAUACUUGAUCAUGGCAUUCCUUUGCCAAAUGCUCUGCGGCCUCCAUGGAGGUUUCUGGAACACCAUGCACCUUCCACACCUAAAUGAGUUCUUCAAAAGAAGGUGAAAUGUGUGUACUCUGCUUCCAUAUAUGACUUUUCGGUGGUUAUUCCCAAAGUCAGUCAGAGUUCCUCUCUUAACUGGCAUGGUGCAAAAAUGCAGAAAAGACCGGUGAAGAAUAUGGAACAUGGCCCCUAUGCGUGUUUUGGUGCUUAUGGAAGACGAGCCUCCACAUCAAGUGUUGAAAGACUUUUUCCUGAAACAUUUUUUGAUUGGGCGACGAUCCCUUGGGGGUUUGACCUUUCCUUGAUUGCGCCCCCUUAUUUUUGUUAGGCGCUUUUAAUCAAUGUUUUUGCCUGCCAAAUCUCUCUCUCUUUCUCUCUCUCUCUCUCUCUCUCCAUUUGUGAAAAAAAUAUAAAAGAGGGUGAGCGAGAGGCGAGGAGAGCCGUGACACACCUGUCUAAGGCGGAGGCAGCAGGCUCCUGCUAUUCCUCUCGCGGGCCAAAUUUCUACUGGGAAUUUUGGAGUGCUGGGGCUUCGGUGGUUUCAUUUUGUUUGAGGGGAGAAACACCGGCUAAACCAACCCCUUUGUUGACUCUCCCUGGGCGGAGAUCGGGGUUUAGGGUUUUAUAAUGCACUUACCCACAAUUCCCGGCCUACACCCUUUCAAGUUGGUCCUUAAGGUCUCUACCUCAUAAAAUAAAGCCGGCAAAUAUUCUCUAAUUUUCCUAUGUGGGACUACUCCUUGUUUUCUUCUGACUUAAAAGGUUGUGGACCUUUUUUUUGGUUUUUCUUUU